AUGCGAUUCUUCGUGGUAUUACUGGCUACCCUAUUUGCAGGAACUUCUGCUUUAUCCGCGGCUAUGGAAGCAAAUGUCGGCCUGCCAGUCGAUUUUUUAAGAAACAACCCUCGAGAUGCUGCUCCUACCAGGAAGCUACGAAGUGACAGAACGGAGGACAGCGAACAGCGAGCAAUCAGCUUCAACGCUCCCACACCAUCAAAGUUUGUCGAAUGGUUGUUUUCACCCAAGGUGGCAGCGGCGAAGAAGCUCAAUUUAGCCGAAAAAAUCAGGAUCGAAAAGUGGAUGUACAAGCAGAAGAACUCGGAAUACGUCUUUAACAAGCUAGGUCUUAGCGGCGGGCUGGAUGGGAUUCUCACCAACCCGAAGCUACAUCUCUACGCAGCCUAUAUCGACCGGUUCAACAAGCAACACUCCACGAAUAAGGUCUCAAUGCUUGACAUGUUCACGACGACUUAUGGAACUGACGGUGUAAUCAAACUUCUUGGAAUGGGAACAAGCGACGCAACUACUAUGAAAUUUACAUCGAGACUGCGGACGGAGCUCGCAACUAGUUGGGUCACGUCGGGGAAAACCGCAGACGAGAUUUUCACGCUGCUAAAGCUGGACAGGGGGGCAUAUAAAAUCUUCACGACUCCGCCGAUGAACAAGGAAGUCACCAACUCAAAGCUUUAUCUGUACGCACGCUACCUUGAUAUAUUUAACAAGGAAAAACCCAAGGAGCAGGUUUCAAUGCUCGACAUGCUCAGUAAGACCUACGGUGAGGACGAUGUGGCGAAGAUGGUUGAACUGGGGUUGAAAAACCCCAAAAUGGAAAAAGUCUCAUCAUUAUUGCGGGGAGAUCUGUUAGGUAAGUGGCAUAACAGUGAAGAACCCGCGGAGAAUGUUUUCAAGAUUCUAAAGCUUGACGAAGCGGGAUAUGACCUCUUCGCGUCUCCGCAGUUGAAUACAUGGUAUGUCCAUAUCAAAAGCAGUUAUGAUCGAGCACCCGAAGAUGUUAUGCUGGAUGUGUUGGUUGGACAUUAUGGUUACGACGGCCUAUCAAAGAUUUUUAUACUUGGAGAGCAAAGGAUAGAUCUUUUUAAGAAGCUUCCUAUGGAUUUGGAGAACAUUAUGGUAAAACGGUGGCUGACAGAAAGCAAAUCAUCGAACCAAGUUUUCGAGCUAUUGAAGCUGAAUAGAGGACUGGACGGUCUUCUGAUUAACCCCAACUUGAGAAUGUGGGAGAGCUACAGGAUGAAGCUGAGCUCACAAACACCUGAGAAGGUUCCUCCGGCGAUAAGCACGGUCCUGACAUUCUACGGUGUCAAGGAUCUGUCCGCUAUGCUCGAGAAAGCGAUCAACGUUCCUGCAACUGCGAGUAUUGCAGCGAAAUGGCAGCAUGAGCUGGCUAAUAAGAUCAAGCGAUAG
Messenger RNA from Phytophthora infestans T30-4, 1410 nucleotides. Its product is annotated as secreted RxLR effector peptide protein, putative. The record is from RefSeq and is a predicted model, not a curated record. The transcript has a single exon. Bases 1 to 1410 code for a protein of 469 amino acids. NCBI's taxonomy places the organism in Eukaryota, Oomycota, Peronosporomycetes, Peronosporales, Peronosporaceae.